UUUCAGAUUACACCGUAACUUCUGUUCUAACUGUUCAGACUUAUUUGAAUCGAUUCUGACCCAUUAAAAGAAAUCGAAAUACGAACCGAAAUUAUCACGAAACUGGAACAUUUUGACAGAUGUGGGCUAAAUGAAAAAAUAUACCAUUGAAUUAGAAAAAAAAAAGAGAAAAUGACGGACAAGCAAAUUCGAACGACCCAUUUUUGAAAAUGUACGUCACAUUGACGUGAUUUAAUUGAGAAAAAAGAAACAAACAAAAAUGGCGCACAAAUUGAAGAACAACCAUUAUGUAGCCACGCAUCGUUCUGGUGUGGAUUCGCCGUCAUCCGGAGGAUAUUUGCACAGAGCAUCGUCUAGAGAUGAAAACGACAGCCACAGAGCACCUUCGGAGAGGACGCUGUCAGAGUACACGACAAUGGACGAAAGAACCCGGUCGCUGUCUGGCAAUGACCACCGGAACGGCAGGCGGCACCAGCAAACGAACGGCUCGCCUCGGGCCGACUCCGCGUCCGAUGUCUACGUCACUAGCGCCGCCUACAGACCUCCUUCGGAAAUCAGUCGACAGUCCCGAGCUCCUCGCAGCGUGUAUUCCUACCGCAGCGCUGUAGCGCCAUCUGUCGCGUCUACACACAGAUCCAAAGUUUCUAGGAAGGCAGGAGUGAAAGUAGACGCGAUGGCAGCGCCGAACCCGUUCUGUCCCAACGUCAAGGGCAUGUGCUGUCUGAUGCUGCUCCUCAACCUGGGGCUCAUCCUCGUCACGCUGGGCUUCGUUAUCGUGCUCCAGUUCUUCGAGCCACUGUUUGUUUGGAUCUUGGGUAUAGUCUUCUUGAUAUUUGGCUUCAUAACUCUAGUGGGAAGUCUCGUGUACUGCGUAGUUUUGUGCCGAGAGAACCCCUAUCCUCGAUACCCGGAUGACUUCCACUGGACCCACCAUUGGUCUAAAACAAUAGGGCCCUCGGAAAUACAUUACAGUGCCAGCGAGAAGCAGUACCGGCAGAAUGGACAUAAUAGGUACAAUGGCAAAUAUUCGGACAGGGAAAGUGCAAAAGGCUACUCUGAUAGAGAAAGCAAGCUGAGUAGGUACUGAAAAAUGGAAUCGACUUUUGUUUUGAGGAUAUUCUUAUGAUACAUUGAAAUUGGGCGGCGAAUGUGGAUGUAAUAUAACAACAAUCACACAAUACGACUCAUCGCCUUAAUUUAAAAAAAAAUACAACUUAAUCAUUAUUUUACAAAAAUCAAAAUCUACUGAUUUGCUGAUUUCGGUUAGAAACUACGCAGUAGAAUUCUAUUUCUUUAUAAAAUAACAUUUUAGUCACUUUAUUGUAUUUUGAACGAGUGAAACACAAUGAUAUUAAACGCACAAAACAAUCGACUUGUACCCUUUGAAUGAUGUCGGUAAACGUUCAAAGCUAUGUACAUAUGUACACAAAUAAAAAAAAAAUUUGAAAGAAAAAAAAUUGUAUAAUAAUUUUAUUUAAAAUAAAAUCUUUCAGUUCGAAGGUAGUUUCUUAUUGUUGGAAGUGAUAAGCAUUCUAUUUUUUUAUUUAUCAAGUUUAGGUAAUUUUCUUUGCUAUUGAAAAAUUGUUUUCUCUGAAUAAUUAUAUAAAUGCUUUAUAUACGUUUUUAUCGAACUUUAAUCUCAUGUGGAAAUUUGAAUAAAUGAAUCUUUUAUAUUUUCUUCUCUGAAAAGAAGGUAUGGAAAAUGUUUCAUCCAAAUAUUCCUGUUAUGUUAAUAAAUUAAACUCUAUUUAGUAUUUUGUCUAAUUUAAUGUAAAUAAUACUAGUUUAAGUUAAAUAUGAAUUAAAUGCCAUAUUAAUUAUUACAUUAUAAGUUUAAGUAAGAAAUUAAUAUUCACGGAAAAUAAUUAUUUUAAGUGACUGACACAUUAUUUGUAUAAAAAAUUUAAGCAUGAACUUAACAAGCGAGGAAUGUUCACAAUUAUCCAAUUAUUCGUUGAAUACAUUUUUCGUUAUGGCUACUAAAUGAUGGCACCUGUAAAAUUGUUAUAUCUGCAGCUUGUAAUAUAUUGUUUAGAAGAUAAAUUAAUAAAUUUUAUAU
Messenger RNA from Bombyx mandarina (wild silkworm), 2059 nucleotides. RefSeq lists its product as uncharacterized. The record is from RefSeq and is a predicted model, not a curated record. NCBI's taxonomy places the organism in Eukaryota, Metazoa, Arthropoda, Insecta, Lepidoptera, Bombycidae.